AUGGCCCCAACCAAUGAGUAUCAACAGCAUCACACGUUGACUGUGGCCCGUGACGCAUCCAGCAUCCAGCAGCCAUUCGCAACCACGAAGCCGCAUCUGUCCGUGCCUUGGCCACUUGUGCCACCGUCGAGCCACGACUUCGACAUGUCUUCCAUGGCCAAGGUCUUCUCAGCUCGUCAGGAGCGCGCCUCCAGGCUCCAAGCAGGCGCAAACGCCUACUCUGCCGGCAUCGCUCGGGUUGCGGGCGAGGUCGUCCCGCUCUCGGAGGCCAAGAUUCCGCUCAUCGACCAAGGAUUCCUGUACAGCGACUUGACGUACGACGUUGUCUCCGUGUGCAACGGCCGCUUCUUCGGACUCGAGGACCACAUGGACCGCCUGGAAGCAAGCCGUUUGCGGGCCAGGCUCCAACUGCCGCCGCCCAGGGAAGAUGUCAAGCGAAUCCUCGCCGACAUGGUCCGCCCGGCGCCGUAG
Molecule: messenger RNA, 471 nt
Organism: Metarhizium album ARSEF 1941
Lineage: Eukaryota; Fungi; Ascomycota; Sordariomycetes; Hypocreales; Clavicipitaceae
Product: Aminotransferase, class IV
Exons: 1
Coding region: 1-471 (156 amino acids)
Molecular function (GO): catalytic activity
Source: RefSeq, a predicted model, not a curated record